AAGUCCUAGGGCGAGUUCGGGAUGGAGGAGGGCCUUUUGUACACCUGGGCCCGGUCUCUGGUCCAGACGUCCCUACAGACACCUGCGUGGGGUAGGGCGGGGAGUGUGGGAGAGCUCAGAGCCCGCCCCCCUGCUGUGCGCGGCGGCGGGGGGGGGGGGAUGGAGCGGCGGGCGCCGUCGGGGCGCACCGAGAGGUCGGGACUCUGAGCCGGCGGGACGCGAUGAGGAAGCAGAGCGCGCGCACCGCCGCGCUCAUCCUGUGCAUCCUGUCCUACCUGCUGGUGGGCGCCGCCGUCUUCGAUGCCCUGGAGUCCGAGGCGGAGCGCAGCCGGCAGAGGCUGCUGGCUCGGAAGCGGGGCGAGUUCCGCAGAAAGUACCGCUUCUCCGCCGACGACUACCGCGAGCUGGAGCGGCUGGCGCUGCAGGCCGAGCCACACCGCGCCGGCCACCAGUGGCGCUUCGCGGGCUCCUUCUACUUCGCCAUCACGGUCAUCACCACCAUCGGGUAUGGCCAUGCUGCACCAGGGACGGAAUCGGGCAAGGUGUUCUGCAUGUUCUAUGCCCUCCUGGGCAUUCCCCUGACGCUAGUCACCUUCCAGAGCCUGGGUGAGCGUCUGAACGCUCUGGUGCGGUGCCUGCUGCUGGCGGCCAAGCGCUGCCUGGGCCUGCGGCGGCCGCACGUUUCCGCAGAGAACAUGGUAGUGGCCGGGCUGCUGCUGUGCGCCGCCACCCUGGCCCUAGGCGCCGCCACCUUCGCCCACUUCGAGGGCUGGACCUUCUUCCACGCGUACUACUACUGCUUCAUCACCCUCACCACCAUCGGCUUCGGCGACUUCGUGGCGCUGCAGAGAGACGAGGCGCUGCAGAGGAAGCCGCCCUAUGUGGUCUUCAGCUUCCUCUACAUCCUGCUGGGGCUCACGGUCAUCGGUGCUUUCCUCAACCUGGUGGUCCUGCGCUUCCUCGCCAGCGCCGACCCCCCUGAGCGCUCAGUCCCCCGCGCCAGCGCGUUCCGCAGGGGGGCGCCCGAGAGCCGCGUCCGCUUCAGGGCCUCCACCAGCAUCUCUCACCGCUCCCAUCAGCUGGAGGCCUGGGCCUGUGACAACCCUGCCUUCUCGCCUCCCCUGAGUCCAGAAGCCGUGCACCACUGCCGCAGCAGCUCAGACAGACCCCGAGCCCGGAGAAGGUCCAUCUGACAGUACCUACCCGGGCCAAGCCUGGCCAAUGUCUAGCCCCAUCUUUUAGCAAACCCACCCUUCCUCCGGCUUGGAGAAGACCGCGGCUCCCGUUCCCAUCUGUGGAUCAUCCCUUCUAGAAAUACACGAAUGCUGCACUAACAGCACAAGCAGACUCUACAGUCACCUGGAGGUGGAGGUGUAAACUGUUUAGUCUAAAAUUGUAGGAAGAUGUGGCCAUCAGCCCAUAGGAGGGAUGGCGCCCCUAUCUGGCCCUUCAAAAGAUGACAAGGGGCUAACUAGCGUCUGCUCUGAAGAGGACAUUGACACCUUGCAGGAGAAAGGCAUAACUUUAAACACCAGAAUUCCUCUACAGUGAGCCUGGAUGCUAGAAGCACAGAGAGAGAGACAGACUGAAGGGAACUUGUGACUCACAGUGGACAGUUUCUGCACUAUAUAGAUGACAACAUUCUCUUUGCCCUCCCUGAGGAGUGGAAUUAGCCCAUGUGUAAAUGGUUGUCCCCACUGUCAAGUAGAUGCCUUGUCCCUCCCUGGCCAGCCCCCUUUGGAUGAAGGGGAUGGCCCUCCCCAUGUCAUCACCUAUAGGCAGCUCAGAGCUGUGGGAUAAAUUUCACUCUGGGUCCCACCAAUCACCAGCAACGUGUCAUUGGGAUCCUCAUCACUCUCCUGAGCCUUAGCUUCUCCACCGGUAAGACAGGGUUUAUUUGAAGACCCCGCUUCACAUGGGGACCUGUGGCAGAGCUUCCUGAUGCUUCUGUCCACAGAGGAUAUUAGUAAGCCCAUAGGAGGCACCUUGGCAUCCUAGAGCACUCGCCCCU
This is a messenger RNA of Meriones unguiculatus (Mongolian gerbil), 2011 nucleotides long. RefSeq names its product potassium two pore domain channel subfamily K member 15 (gene Kcnk15). Gene Ontology annotation, biological process: potassium ion transmembrane transport; stabilization of membrane potential. Gene Ontology annotation, molecular function: potassium ion leak channel activity. Lineage: Eukaryota; Metazoa; Chordata; Mammalia; Rodentia; Muridae. Gene Ontology annotation, cellular component: membrane. The record is from RefSeq and is a predicted model, not a curated record. The coding region runs from base 222 to 1193 and encodes 323 amino acids. The transcript is spliced from 2 exons.